This is a messenger RNA of Dromaius novaehollandiae (emu), 6639 nucleotides long. It is a transcript of the gene LARS2, whose product is annotated as leucyl-tRNA synthetase 2, mitochondrial. Lineage: Eukaryota; Metazoa; Chordata; Aves; Casuariiformes; Dromaiidae. The coding region runs from base 133 to 2847 and encodes 904 amino acids. The transcript is spliced from 21 exons. Gene Ontology annotation, cellular component: mitochondrion. The record is from RefSeq and is a predicted model, not a curated record. Gene Ontology annotation, molecular function: aminoacyl-tRNA deacylase activity; ATP binding; leucine-tRNA ligase activity. Gene Ontology annotation, biological process: leucyl-tRNA aminoacylation; mitochondrial translation.
UGCGCUGCGCAGGCGCCACCAACGCUGGGAGGAGACCAAGAUGGCGGCGCCCAGGGAGCGGAGCGGAAGCUGAGGGUGCGUGUGGUGCAGCAGCGUGUUCCUGCGCGCAGAACGCACGUCGUAGCCUUAAGAAUGCAGUCAGUUUGUCAGAGAGUUGUCACUUGUCCCUCAUGUUUGAAUAGACAACGAAAUGGCUUCCUGGGGUUAAUUAAAUGGCAGACACGACUGGUUCCUGCGUGCAUCAGAACUAUCUACAGUGAGACAGGGAAAUGGGAAAAAAGCUAUGGGUUGGAGACAAGAAAAAGAGUUGAAAAUUGGUGGUUCCCAAGAAUAAAGGACCAGUUCUGCAGAACUUCAGAAACUGAUAAAUCAAGACCAAAAUUUUACGUGCUUUCUAUGUUCCCAUAUCCUUCUGGAAAGCUUCAUAUGGGCCAUGUACGUGUCUACACCAUCAGUGAUGCAGUAGCUCGGUUUCAGAAAAUGAGAGGGAUGCAGGUGAUAAAUCCGAUGGGAUGGGACGCAUUUGGGUUACCAGCAGAAAAUGCUGCAGUUGAGCAUGGACUGCACCCUGCAAGCUGGACACAAAGUAAUAUUCAACACAUGAGGGAACAGUUUGAUGCACUAGGUCUGUCUUUUACAUGGGAAAGGGAAGUAACCACUUGCUUACCAGAGUACUAUAAGUGGACACAGUACCUCUUUCUUAAGCUUUUUGAAGCUGGGAUAGUUUACCAAAAGGAGGCAUUGGUUAAUUGGGAUCCAGUGGAUCAGACUGUUCUAGCUAAUGAACAGGUGGAUGACAAUGGUUGUUCAUGGCGUUCAGGAGCAAAAGUGGAACAGAAGUACCUCAAGCAGUGGUUUAUCAAAACUACUGCUUAUGCAAAGGCUAUGUUUGAUGCUCUGUCUGAUCUCCCUGAGUGGUAUGGUAUAAAGGAAAUGCAAGCAAAUUGGAUAGGUGACUGUUCUGGAUGCUUUCUUGACUUCUUGCUAAAGGUUAAUGGUAAAAUAACAGGAGAGAAGAUAGCAGCUUACACCUAUACGCCUGAAGCCAUUUAUGGAGCUUCCCAUUUAUAUAUCUUACCAGCUCACAGACUACUGCAUGGGAACAGCAGUCUGAAGGAAGUCUUUCAGAGGGAGUUCAUCCAAGGGAAAGACUGCCUUACUUCACUGACAGCUGUGAAUUUGCUUACCAAUCAGGAGAUUCCUAUAGUCAUCUCAGCAAAACCAAAUUUUGAGAAUUUUCUCGAUACUAAAAUAGGAAUUCCUAAUACUAGUACAGAAGAUGCCGCAGUAGCUAAGAAUCUUGGUAUUUCUUUCGCUGAAGUCAUUGAAACAUUGCCAAAUGGUUUGGAGAAAGUCAUUAAUUCUGGUGAGUUCACAGGCAUGACUCGACAGGAGGCUUUAAAAGCUCUUACCCAGCAGGCCAAAAAUAAAGGAAUAGGUGGAGACCUAACGAGUGACAAAUUAAGAGACUGGUUAAUAUCUCGACAGAGGUACUGGGGAACACCAAUUCCUAUCAUUCACUGCCAGACAUGUGGCACUGUCCCCGUACCUUAUGAAGACUUACCUGUGGUAUUGCCCAAUGUAACCACCUUUACAGGAAAGGGAGCCUCACCUUUAGAAAAUGUUCCAGAAUGGGUGAACUGUUCAUGUCCAAGGUGUAAGGCAGCUGCAAGGCGAGAAACUGAUACCAUGGAUACAUUUGUUGACUCUGCUUGGUAUUACCUGAGAUACACUGACCCUCACAACACUGAACGGCCCUUUAAUAAUGACUUGGCUGACUAUUGGAUGCCUGUGGAUUUGUACAUCGGAGGAAAGGAGCAUGCAGUUAUGCACUUAUUUUAUGCUAGAUUUUUCAGUCAUUUUUGCCAUGAUCUAAAGAUGACCAAACACAAGGAACCUUUCCAUAAGCUGUUGGUUCAAGGUCUUAUCAAGAAUCAAACAUUCAGAUUAACAACAACAGGCCAGUAUCUGAAGAGAGAGGAGAUUGAUCUCACUGGGACUGAACCAGUUCACCUAAAAACUGGUGAGAAGAUCCAAGUCACUUGGGAAAAAAUGAGCAAAUCUAAGCACAAUGGAAUAGACCCUGAAGAAUUAAAGAAAGAGUAUGGUAUUGAUACCAUACGUCUUUACAUUCUAUUUGCAGCUCCUCCAGAACAAGAUAUUUUGUGGGAUGCUAAAACUGAUGCUAUGCCGGGUGUUCAGAGAUGGCAGACACGCCUCUGGAGCCUAGUAACCAAACUUACUGAAGCGAGGACGUCAGGAACUGUGCCCAAUCCUGAGCUUCUGAGUAAGAAACAGAAGGCCGAAGCCAGAAAGAUCUGGGAGCAGAAGAAUCUGGUGAUUUCUGAGGUAACAGAGUAUUUCACAAAGGAUCAUCUGUUCAAUGCAGCUAUUUCUCGGCUGAUGAGCCUCAGUAACAUACUCUAUCAAGCUUCUCAGCCUCUUGUUCUCCACAGUGCAGAAUUUGAAGAUGCUUUGGCUACACUCUGCAUUAUGGUUGCACCUAUGGCUCCACACAUUGCAUCAGAGAUGUGGAAAGGUUUGGCGCAUAUGCAGAAUAAACUUUGUUCUCAUCAUAACUGGGAUGCUGAUGUGCUGCAUCAGUCCUGGCCCAAAAUAGACCCAGAAUACCUUCAGCCAUCAGAUGUCAUAGAGAUGUCUGUUCUGAUCAAUAACAAAGCUUGUGGCAAAGUUAGUGUGCCUCAGCAAGCAGCCCGCAAUUUUGAAGAAGUCCAUGAACUCGUUCUUCAAAGUGAACUUGGAAUCAGGCAUCUCCAGGGACGAACCAUUAAAAAGGCUUUUCUGUCUCCAAGAACAGCCCUUAUCAACUUCCUAGUGCAAGAAUAAUUAAGGCACUGCUGGGCCUUAAGGGGACUGGAAUUCUUCAAGAUGAAACCAAUUCAAAAAUACCAAUUAUGGUUAUUUAAAUCUCAUAUAAUGUGGGCAGAGAGGAUAUGUUAUUAAUGAAUUGGGUUGCUGCUAAAUCUUCAUUUGAACAUGGAGAAAGGCACAGAAUUAAAGCUUCUUGAAGGUAAGAUGUUAUUUGUCCGUAUUCUCUGGGAGAAUGAGAAGGAAGGACAGAAGAACUGGAUGACUGUAACUAAAUGUAAAUUUUAGACAUGGGUUUUAGGUUAACCUCAGAAAUAUAUCCUAUUGGAAAGUUGGCUUGGAGAGAUGCAGAGACGUAACUAUGCUUCCAGGGCUAAACAAGUGUCACGAGUACUUGCUACACCAAAUGUUAGGUGAGCUAUAAUCAGUCAUAAUCUUUGUUCCCUAUAGUUCAUAUUUGGGUACCAUAGUAUUAACUAACAUUUUCUGUAGUAACAUUUUCUUACAAUUUAGUGUUAAUUAAAAGAUUUUGUUUAAUACUGGCCAAUGGCCUCAGGCAUAGCAGAUAAACAACCCCAUUCUGGUUGACAUAUUUCAUAUACAUUUUGGAGGCAAACUGAGGAAACAGUCAAAUGAUUUAGCUGAGCCCUGCCUCAGCCAGGGUCCUUCUUACUUGGUGUCAUAUUUCUAUCGGUUUAUACAUGAGAGAUUCAAAUUCCACAAAGUGCUGGCAGUUAUUUAUGUACAGAACGGAAUGGAAGUUGCUUUCUAUUCAUAAGCUGUCUCAGAGAAUUUCAGGGGGAUUCAAGAAAGAGGUGAGUUGACUACUAGUAUGCAGCAGUGGUGAAGGCAGACAGCAUAUUUUUUGCUUCUACUUCUAGUUCUUACUGUGCCUAGAUCAUAAAACUUGAAUAAUAGUUCUUGUUUUUCUGAAGGGCUCAUCAAGUAGAAAUAACAGUUGUGUUUCUAAAAAGCAUCCAGACUUUCAGUAAAACACAUAGUCAUUCUCAUGCCUCACUGCAACCUUUUUGUCGAUACAAUGCGUUGCUGUUAUAGCUGCAUGGAAAUGUUUAGUGUAUUUAGCAAGUGCUUGAAAAAGCUUUUCCAAAGAGACAAUUACAGAGUUCAUUGUAUGAGAAUGUCUUUUCCUUAACAACCAUUAAACUAAGUAGUCCAGUAAGCCAGGCACUUACGGGGCCAUAAUGACAGUUAAGGUGUCAACCAAAACAAGCAGCUAGGCAAAUACAGAGGUCUGAAAUACUUUGAAUGCAGCAGUCAUCCAGCUUGUGUAUUAAAUUGAAAAGAAACCAACAAAAAUCUCCCACUUAAGGAUCUCUUAAGGCUCACUUACUGUUAACCAAUACAAAAACUCAUUUUUUGGCUUUUAUGUAUUUUUGGUGUCAAAGAUCUAGUUACAGAACAGAGAUACAAGACUCAGUGGGCAGGACUGGUUCUAUGCUUUCCUAAUUCUGCAGCAAAACUGUCUGGUUUCCACUUCCUUCUGGACCACACGAGUGCAGAUUUUCUCUCUAGCAGUCCUUUGACACGAGAAUGACUAAGGAAUGGAAUAUUUAUAAUGAAGAAACGGUCUUUGCAGUUUUAAUACUCCACACAUCCUAGCCACAAAGGAAUGCAUUCAGGCAUUUAAACAUAGGCCUUUAGUUGAAGUUAAAAUAAUCUGAAUUCCAGUGUCUGCCUGACAUAUAUGUUGUUACGAAUUCGUAAAACUGUUCAGAAGCUCCUAAAAGGGCUGUGAAAGAGAUCCUUUAAAAGCUGUAGCACAGCACAGCCCUGCUUUUUUCCAUAUAAAAGUUUAACACACACCAUGGAACCAUUUUAGCAGAGUUUUUCUUUGGGGGGAAGGGUGACAUGUUUGGUGUAAAUAAAAACUCUUACAGUUUACAAGAAUGAAGAAGGAUGUUGUAAGCCCACUCGCCCUAUGGUGCCUUUUAACAAAAGCUGCAGUCACUACAGGCCCGAGCAGCAGACGACAGUGUUUAUUGCUAUUAGCACUGGAGUAUAUUUGCUCUUGCAAGAUGAAGCAGUGAAUUACAGAUGUCGCUUUGAUUCAGGCAAAAAUAAAAGAGUCGACUUCUGCACACUAAAAAAGGAAAAGUAAUGAUUAGCAAUUGUACAAAAAGUAUAUAGUCCAAAGUCACACCCGCAUGUUUACAGUAAGUCGAAAUUCGGUGCAGUCUAGAGGAUACAAAAAAAGUUGUGAAAAAGUGAGUGAGAGAUGUGAACAUGUGGAAAGUCUGACAGAGCCUAAUCCCCUAAGUAAGUUUGUUUGAAAGAUGGCAGAGCUGCCAGCUGUGGGGUUUUGCAGUUGUCUUGACACCUGUUGAAAUUUUUCAUAAUGUUGACCUGAUCUGAAGCAUGACUACUAUGUGUUUUAUGAUAAUUGUGACUUACAAGUUUGCUGUGUGCCUAGGUUGGACUGAUAUCGACAGGACAGGCUGUAGACUGCUGCACAAGAAGAUUUAAAAGAACUUUUUAUUGCAGAUGUCUUGCACUUAUUUAACAAUUGUUUUUUGUGUUAGAGUAUAGCUACAUCUUUGUUCUGAAGUUGGUUUAAAACAUUGUCACGGAUGGUGUGUCCUUGGAGAGCUUGGGAGGUUUUAAAUGUGAGAGGGGGCAUUUGAGAAGUGGCAAGGCAAAGCGCUGAUGGUUGGUCGAUCAGAUUGCACCAUGUUAGUCAUACACACUGAAAUAGAUAUGGUGAGCCUGUCCUUAUUCCAUGAAGUUAUGAGCCACAGAAAAUGUGGGAGACUUGCUAGAAACCUAGUGGGACAGACCCAGGGCAGACUACCACAAGGAAACAAAUCCAUGACACGGAAAGGACAUUUUCUGCAUCCUGUCACUCCCUGGGACAAGAGACGUUCCAGAUCCCUGGAACGAUCACUGCACUGAGCCAGUCUGUAUCAUGUCUCCAUUUGAAGUAACAUAAAAAAGAAUCAUAGGCACACUUUCUGCCCCCUAAAUCAUUCACGUAACUGCAUUUCCAAAAAAUCCGGCCUUCAAACAUUGAUCCUGGAAAAAGGGAAAUUAUCAAAGUCCAGGAAGGCCACUAAGUACUUCUCUAACGCUGUUGAUUUCAUGAGGAGGAUCUCAGAUCUCAGUGACCCAGUGACCCAGUGACCGACAUGACGUGCCAAUGCUGUUUUGCAGUGAAGCAGUAAGGCUUUUUAAAUCGCACUAAGGAACAGUAUUACAGCUUAGGUUACGAGCUGAGGCAAUUCUCUAGCCAGGCUGUCCCACUUAGGCUUCAAAAAAAAAGGUAUACAUGGGCAUUGCUGAACAAGCAUUUGUUUUUCCAUGUUCUUCAGCUGAAUCCAAAAAUGAAUAUUUGGUGAAAAAUUAAGUCAGUGAUCUCUCUUGUAGUUACCAGUUUAAAGGUAAGCCUCAGAACUAGCAUCUGCUUAAUGAUGGCAUUUUUAAUAUGCCUUUGUAGAAGCCUGUUUGUUUCUCCUGAAAGGAGAAAUUCCAUGGAUAAUGCAGGUCAUACAGUGCAUGUAUUUAUCUAUUGUCUUCUAGUGUAAAGCCUCCAGAAAACCGUUCCUCUUUAAACUUUUUACAAUUAACAUAAACUAGAAAGAGUGUUAAUUAGCACUUUGCUGGUUAUUCAUUCCUAGGGAAAUUUGCCAUACACAGUGUUCUUCUAAAAGCUUUGCUAUAGAUGAGAAGGGGAAAUUACAGUUCAUUUUCUAAUUUUGUAAUACUUAUUACAGACUGCAGAAAGGGGAUCAGUAUCUUGGCUUUAUUUAUGUAUAUUUAGCUAUUUGGAAUAUUGCAUACACCGUUUUUGCUGGA